Anopheles merus is the source of this 1607-nucleotide messenger RNA. RefSeq lists its product as uncharacterized. NCBI's taxonomy places the organism in Eukaryota, Metazoa, Arthropoda, Insecta, Diptera, Culicidae. The transcript has 2 exons. The record is from RefSeq and is a predicted model, not a curated record. The coding region runs from base 41 to 1516 and encodes 491 amino acids.
GACCUGCAAUGCUUCAGUACACUGGUGACUGCACAGGAGGAUGCGAGAAGACGACGACGAGUGCUUCACGGAGGUCGAAAGCGAGCCCGAGCUCGGCUCGCUCAGCGCAAUGAGGUCGGGCUUUAAGGCACUGUACGACGAGCUCGAUAGGCUUGGUGAACAGGCCACACUUACGGUGGAGUCGAUCGAGCAGGAACGGGCCGGCGAGAAGGAAGUGCUCAACAACGAAGACAUCGCCGAUUUGAUAAGGUACGCGCGUACAUUUAUCCGUGAAACGAGAAAAACCUUCGUAACGGUCGAUGAGCACGGUGUGCAGUGUGGGCCGGAAAGGCGCUCCAACAAGAAGGUUUCAACGCCGAAAGCUUGGAAGCAACCGAUUGUGGCUGAAAGGACGGUAGAACGGGAGGUACUUACGGUGUGUGAGAACCGGCGUCGAAGUGCUGUUACGGUGAUUCAACAAACCGUCCCGAGGGAUGAUGCCGGAGCCGUAUCCGAUGAUCCGGAAGGGGGCGGUGUUAUGAUGUCAACAGCGGGCGAAAGAAGCAUUCAAACUGAACCGCUGAACAACACUGUUGCCGUGGAAACGCUGCCCGAGGUACGUAGUAUAGGGACCAAUGUGAACUUUGUUUCACCGCGUGCAAAGCGAACCAAUGUGCUGGGUGGUGGUGGUGGUACACUGUCCGUUCGAUCUGCUGCUACCCGGUCGACGAAGUGUCCCAGCGCACCUGAGCACCGUGUACGGGCUGCUAUUAAAACACGGCCUCCUCCUCCUGCUACAGUGCCAGCUGCAACGGCUAGCAAGAAACCUUUGGGUAGGCCAACGUUCUCCGAUGGGCAGUUCAAGCUGCUGUUUGACCGGUUUAUACAGAUGCAGUCGGAAAAGUAUCCCGAUGCGGCGAAGGAUCAUGCAGAACAUCUCGAGAACGUUGUCACUGAGCAGGUGGAGCAAGCGGAACAACCACCCCAAGAACCGGAUAGUGUUGAGCCGGCUCUGGUAAAGGUAAACGGAGGAGAAGAAUAUUCCACAAUUCCAGAAAAAGCUAAAAAUCACAAUGAAGCAGUAGAGAAAUUAACGACUCAAGAAAAAGCACCGGAUACAGAUGAAAACGCGGGAGAAUCGCUUGGAUUUACAAGCCACAUCCUGCCGAGCUUGUCUAUCAAGGGACGUUGGGAUGCAAAUCUGAAGGUACAGCAAACGGGGAGCAUCGCAAUCGUUGAUCCUAGGGAUACGUCUUGUGACAAACUUCAAAAUGAUAACGUGAAGUACGUUGAGUUGAACCAGGCACUUCCGGUGAAACACUUAAACACAGACAUUCGGAAUGGAGCAGCUGAGGAUAUUAAGCAGGAUUUAGGAACUGAAAUCGCGCCGAAGCUGUCUAAAUUGCGUGUAGAAGUUGCAGAUAAAGUGGAUACACACUCGAACAGUGAGUCAGAGAAUACGGCAACGGAAGUAACAAGCUCUGGAGAGGAAGCUGGCGGUGGUCUGCCUAUGAUACGUAUCCCUAGAUCUGUCUGAAGCGCAAGGAAUAUUCUACCAAGAACCGGCCGGAGGUGUCGCUUGACAUUUUUGAUGAAGAAUCUACCUGCUCCAGUACGGAAGGUGAUCU